CGAUUCCAACCCAACGCGCAGUCGUCGUCGUCAUCACGGCGAGCUCAACUCAAAAACGAUGUCCUCCCGCCACCGCCGCCUGGCGUCGCUGACGAAGCUGCUGACCACCCACGUGAAUGCCGCCCGCCACCGCGAUGCGCUCUCGCUCUUCUCCCGCAUGCUCUCCGCCCCCGACCUCCCGCCGCCCACCGAUCCCUCCUUCGCCCACGCCUUCCCGCUCGCCAUCAAGUCCGCCACCGCCCUACGCCUCCCCCGCGCCGCCGCCUCCUUCCACGCGUUCGCCGACAAGUGCGGUCUCCUCUCCAGCCCCUUCCUCUCCUCCGCCCUCAUCGCGUCCUACGGUGCCGGCGCCUCCCACGAACUCGCCCGCCGCCUGUUCGACGAAUUGCCCGCCCGCAACGCCAUCGUCUGGAGCGCCAUGGUCUCCGUCCACGUCCGGGCGGGCGACCUCACCGCCGCGGCGAGCGCGCUCGACGCCAUGGACGUCACCCCGACAGCUUCCUGCUUCAACACUAUCAUCGCCGCGGUCGCCGAGUCAGGGGAACAUCCAGCCCGAGCCAUCGAGGUCUACCGACAUAUGCGAAGGGUAGGAGUCGCGCCAAGCUUCAUCACUCUGCUGGCGCUCGUCCCUGCGUGCACCGCGAUGGGCUCCUUGACGUCAAUCAAGGAGGUGCACGGCUUCGCAGUGCGGCAUGGCAUGUCCGCGAUAUCCCACAUUGGCAGCUCCCUUAUUGAAGCGUAUGGGCGCUGCGGUUCACUAGCCGGUGCACAGAGGGUUUUCGACCAGGUUCAGGAUCGUGAUGUGGUUGUUUGGAGCUCUCUUGUCUCAGCUUAUGCUUUCCAUGGCCGUGCAGAGGUUGCAAUGUCGCUUUUCAGACACAUGAAGGACCAAGACGAUGUUCGGCCUGACAGCAUCAUGUUUCUUAGUUUGUUAGCAGCCUGCGCCCAUUCUGGCCAUGCAGAUGAUGCGUUGCAGUAUUUUGAUGUGUUGACCAAGAGAUAUGGAGUGGAGGCAUGCAGAGAUCACUAUUCGUGCUUGGUUGAUGUCUUGGGCCGGGCAGGACGGUUGCAUGAAGCUUACGAGCUUAUACAGACAAUGCCAGUAGAGGUUACAGCAAAAGCCUGGGGAGCUCUUCUUGCUGCUUGCAGGAAAUAUGGGGAGGUGGGGUUGGCAGAGGUUGCCGGGAGAGCAUUGUUUGAGAUCGAACCAGAGAAUGCUGGAAAUUUUGUUUCGCUCGCUAACAUCUAUUCAGACCGGGGCAUGCAUGAGGAGGCAGAGCGGGUGAGAAGGGAGAUGGAGCAGCGAGGUGUGCACAGACUGCCUGGUAGCAGUUGGAUGAUACAUCGCAAGUCAAGUUGCUAAUGCAAUGUCCUGAUAAUUUUUUUCCACCCCUGAUGAUGCGUUGUGGAUGCUAGCUAAACUAUGGUUUUAGAUGCUUCGCUUGCAGUGAUCUUUUAUGAAAAAUCAGGGACACAUUUGAUAAGUGUCAUCACUGGGCACUGGUUCACAGCAAGGUUUAUUCAGAUGCAAUGGUCACUUGUGCAUGGAAGAAACAUGAACUUUUCUUCUGUGGCGGUGGAGCGAAUCGGCGUAUGCAUACCAUCAACCGUGACCCUUCUGAGGACCCAAAUCAAUCUGAGUUCUUUGGCUCUUGUUCCAAGACUGGAGAUUAGUGCUCCCUCCAUUUGUUGCACCAUAAGAAUUUAUAGGUUGAUUACCAAUUCCAAUUAUCGACCACGGCCAUGCUAAACAGUUAAAUUAUCCAUGGAAAUAGGUUAGGACUGAUAUUCAGUGUAAACUCCCAAAGUUUAACCGAAGCAGUUAGCUUUGUACCAUCUUAUUCAUACAUUUCCGAUGCCAUUUUUCAAUCUGAUAUGGUGUGGACUUAUACUCUUGAAAUAAAAGCUUAAAUACCAUCUCUGUCAGCCAAAAAGUCUGUGCAAUGAUUGUACUAAGUCCAUUUUCUUUCUGGAAUAUCAUUUCCCACCAGCACACAUGGUAAAAUGGUAAUUCAUUCCAAUGAACAAUAGAGACUAAAACAUCAUUCAUACUGUUGCCAGUUACUUAGCUCUAAAUUUCUAUAUGUGUUGGUUUCCACAAUCCUCAUUACAACCAGUCAACAUUAAUUUUACUGAAUUUAGCUGACUGCUGGAAAAUACAUGAAGGUUUACAAGCAUCCUUUUCCACAUGAUGAUCAGUCGACAUACUCUUUAUUCUUUGCUGCUGUAUUCAGUCGACAGAGAGAAAGGCACUAAAGUUAAUAUUCACAUUUGCCCACUGAAUUUGUUGGUUCUUCUUCUGAAGUUAAAAAAUAAUAUUUUAUUAGGUCAGUUUCUAUGGACCGGGGAACUACCUUUAGCUUUCUAAUGGAACUUUGACUGCCUUGCAUAUGAUGCUAACUUUCACACAUCUUUACCGAAAGCAUGCCCUAUUAGAAAAAUGAUAUAAACAUAGUUUAUAGUUAGUCAAAGUUGGCUCAUUAAGCAAGAUCCUUAGUGUCUUUCUGGUUAUCUUAUCCAUCUCAUCUAGUUUCAAAUAAAUUAUCAUAGAGUAACCUCUAGUUUGUUCAUAUAGGAGGUGCGGAAAUAGAUCAGUGAGCUUUCAUAUUUUUCGUAUGCAAAUUGUCCAUUUUUUUAAAAAAAGGAUGCAACUAUUCUCGUGUGCUUUAAACACCUUAUUUUUCAAUCACAAUCCUAGGCCCUUGGAUCUACACAGACUACCUCAAGUCCUCAACCCAUAAGUAGUUGAUCCAAGGCUGGUGACUGUUUCUUAAACACUUGAAUUAAAGAAAAAAUGCUUGCAAAAAGGGUUCUUAUACUAUUUAGUAUCUCUAGCUUCAUGCUAAUACCAAAGUAUGAAUCUGAAAUGUUCAUCUGCAGCACAUUAUAGUAUAAUUGUUUUACCAUUUGUACAUCUUUCAUAUCUUCAUAUUUGGGACAAUCAAUUUGUUGCAUUUACUAUCCUAUACUGUAUGUUAAUUAUAGUUUGAAAGUUCGGGAUGUGUCUGUAUGAUCUGGAAAAACCUUCAUCAAACUUUUAUUUCAAAGAUUUAGGAUUUGAACUAAAUGAGAUAAUUCAGAUAUAAAUAAGAAACACCUGUAUUCAUUGGGGGGGAAAAUAGUGGUAGGAACUACUACUAUUUGGUUAGCUUCAGUAAGACAUUGUUGCGAGUAGUAAUAUCAGGUAUUGCGAUUCUUAUGAAAUAAUACAAUGAAGUUAAUAUGGUUGAUGCACUACUUGGGAUAGUACAUUAAUUUGUCCUUAUGUGACAAGCUAACUGUCUGGUAUCAAUAACUGUUGCCCUUAACCUUGGUUUGUAGUGAGUGAUUCGAAUCAUAUGGAUUCUGUAAUUACCUGGAAGGACACUUACCUAACAUCCUACACAAAGGGUCCCUCUCAACUAGCUCUGUUGCAGCAUUGUGGGUGGGCUAGUGUGGAUCACUAUUGUUAGUGGUGCUAGGCCCCAUUUCAGGUAGCUUAUUGGCUGAUGUGUAAGUAAUUCUGUCGACCUAAUUUCGCCAACAGAUCUUGUUUGCCUUCUGCAGUGGAAAACUGGAGAUUGCUACAAUGCUGAUAUGGACCACCUUUUUUUUUUCCAGUGGACAACAUUCUACACUCAUAACUUCUGGUCCUUUCUACUGCUUGUUUCGAUCACUAAAUUUGCUCAUUUGCACCAAUACUUUUUCUGCACUGAAAUCUUCUUCAAAUAUAUGGACAACGAAACCUUGGUGAUUCCAUAUAGUUCACGAACCAUUGAAGAGUAUCUGUUCAAGGGAGCGCACUAAGUGACUAACGUGCAUGUAAGUUCAACCGGCAGGAGGUGAUGUGUUAAUAAAAUGGGGUUAUAUCUGUUGUUAUUUAUGCAUGUGGGAGCCUCUAAGUGGGAAGCAGGUUUAUCAGAUUUGUUCAUCUUUCGUAAACAGUUGAGCAUAGCUAGAAAGCACAUCACUAUGCUUCUGAAAACCAAACAUGCUUGGUGUGCUCAUUUUGGUUGGAAAUGGUACAGCCUAAAACAAAUUGCUCUGUGCUGGACUGCUUUGUACUUAAGUAUGCAUUUAUCUUUUAUUACUGUUCUUUUACACCGUAUGCUCGGCUUCUCUUUUAGAGUUUUGAAAAACUGUCCAACUCUUUGAUUUGCCUUCUUUGGGCCCUAGCUUCUAGGCUUAGCAAGGUAAUAGCAAGCACCUAGCAGGCUUAUCUGUUGUUUUGUAUAAUUAGUAGACAUAUUUUCUUGACCACUUUGCAUAUGUGCCAUCCGUACACAUGUGUGGAUUGCGUCAAGGAUACUCAAUUUGUUGGCCUUUAUCUGUGGAAAAGCAUAUACUUUUCAAAAGGGUAAUGAUGAUGCACACUAGCAAAGUGCUUCAUGCUCAUCUCUUCUGUUGUAUUCCAACUUUGGUUAACUUGAUCGGGAUAGAUAACCUCUUUGGUGCCAUGGAUUCAUUCUGAACUCUUUACUCAGUUAAAAUUGUUAGUUCCUUCCAGGAACAUCAUACCUAUGGAUGCUCAGUAGGUUUCUGUUUCACCUUAUAUAACCUGUACAAGGAGCCUUAUAUUGCCACUUUAUCAGCCUGAACCUGCUAUCCUUUUCCAUUCUUAAGCUAAAAGCUCUUUGAUGCAUUGGUAUUCAAUUCUUCCUUUGUACCUAAUAAACAUAUCCUUGUGGACAUACCUGAAACUUCUAUCCAGAAGAGUGAAUACGUCACCUCCUUGGGUACCUUUCUUCCCACCCUCCAAAAGUGUAUUUCAUAUGAUUUAACAACUUUUUCUUGGUAAAGACAGACAGUGAGAUCAGCGUCAAGCAAGCACUACUACCAGCAGAUGCAUGUGGACCACAGCACUGGCCAGUACCACGGAUGGUUCUGCCUACCUGACCGUGCAAGUCAGUCCACUUCUCAUCAUCUCCUGUAGGUAGAGUUAUGCAAAU
Molecule: messenger RNA, 4928 nt
Organism: Panicum hallii
Lineage: Eukaryota; Viridiplantae; Streptophyta; Magnoliopsida; Poales; Poaceae
Product: putative pentatricopeptide repeat-containing protein At1g03510
Exons: 3
Coding region: 59-1363 (434 amino acids)
Biological process (GO): RNA modification
Molecular function (GO): RNA binding; protein binding
Source: RefSeq, a predicted model, not a curated record